GUUUGAAGUUGUGGAUACUAAUAAAAGACAUCAUUCAUGUUAGAGUCUUCCUAAAAUUUCCCAUUGGAGGAUACACAAAUUCUGACAAUUUGUGUCAGCUUAGUCCUGAAACACCCUUUUCCCCCUAUCAAUUUCCUUCAAAAUCCUGCAGUAUAAGAAGUUGUACAGAUACUAAAAGCACCAUUAAUGGUGAGUCAAGAAAGUCAAUCUUAAGAAUUUUCCCCAUUUUGAAGAAGCACAUGUUCUGACAAAAAGACUUAAGUCUUGAAUUUCAUUAUUUUUUCAAACACUUUUCUGUAAGGAUUCUUGAGUUAAUGGAACUGAUACCUUACUCAGACCCAAAGUCUGAAUCAAGCUGUGUUAAUCCACCUUGGGAAGAUAUGUUUAGAUCAGCCUCAAUGAGGAAACCAGAAGAACCAAAACCACAGAACCAGCCACCUUCUGAACCUCAGCCAACAAACCCCACAAAGGAAAAUAACUCAACAGAUGAGAAUUCUUUGUCUUCUGAUCCUCAGGUACGUUUAGCCCUUUACAUAGCUAUGGCUCAUGCUGGACUUGUAUUCACAAUUUUCAUUAUUUAUGGAGUUGGUAAAUUGCUUGAAGAAUAUUUGAGAGCUAUGUUAUGGGCUGUACUAUGUUCAAUUCCUUUAAGGGGAAUUCAGCAAACCCUUGUUGCAUUUUGGUCUGAACCUUUAAAGUUAGGCCUUACUGAGACCAUUUUGGCUGUUCCUGUGGCUGUUUUUAGAGUCUUUCUUGGGACCCUUGUUGAUAUUAAGGAUAAGAUUUUCAGGGUUGUUCUUAGGAGACCUAAAGUUAACGCGUCGAGGCGUCAUACUAGUGGAUUUUUCAUUUUGUUGAAGUGGCUUGUGUCUUUUUGGGUGUUUGUGAUUGCUUAUGAGCAGAUUGGUGGAAUGGGGUCAGUUGCUCUUCUUGCGUUGGGAUUUAUGUUUACGGCUAACAGUGUGGAUUCCACUAUGAAUGCAGUAACAUCUUUUAGAAGUCAUAGCUUUCGUAGAUUCCCCAUCACUGCUUUCUUUACUAGAGGGAUAUUGAAAAAAUUGAAGACUAUCGUGGCGAUUGGUUUGAUUGUUGGAUUGAGUGUGGGUUCUUUGGCAGGUAUGAUUUUCUUCUCUUAUAAAAUUGGUGUUGAGGGGAAAGAUGCAGUUAUUGCAUUGAAAUCCCACGUAGAGGAAAGUAAUUAUGCUGAGAAAAUUGGUGUUAAGCAAUGGAUGGAUGAAAAUGAUGUCCCGGGGAUGGUGGAUAAGUACACCUCUCAAAUGUACGAGACAGUAUUUACCCAAAUAGAUAGCUAUGCUAUGCAAUAUAAUAUGACAGAGUUUGUUUCUGGAAUAAAACAUUUUGUAAUAGCCCCUGCAAACAACUCAUUUAAUCACUCCACCGCUUUGGCAUCCCCUUCUCCAUAUGCAGAGAAAUUCUUAAGCAUAAAAAGAAGGAUUAAGGAUCGAGAAUGGGCACAGAUAUAUACAGAAGUGGAUGUUAUGUUCAGGGAACUGCUGAUCACUAGAGAGGACUUGGUUGAGAAGGCUAAGGGGUUUGCUCUUCAAGGAGUAAAUGUAAUGCAACGGAUACUUGUUAGUAGCACAUCCGUCUUAGGUGGAAGCAUGAAAGUCGUGUUCUUGAUUGGGAAUUCCAUAGUUUCAGGUGCUGCUGGUCUUUUUAAUUUUGUAUCUCAGCUAAUGGUAUUCAUAUGGGUACUUUAUUAUCUUAUCACGUCGGAUUCUGGUGGAGUAACAGAACAGGUGAUUAGUAUGCUCCCUAUGUCACAUUCUGCAAAGAGGCGAAGUGUUGAGGUUCUUGACAAAGCUAUUUCUGGGGUUCUUUUAGCAACUGCUGAGAUUGCACUCUUUCAGGGAUGCCUGACUUGGCUCUUGUUCAGAUUAUUCUCCAUACAUUUUUUGUACAUGUCGACAAUCCUUGCAUUUCUUAGUCCUUUGUUUCCUAUUUUCCCGUCACUGUUCUCAACUAUCCCAGCAGCUUUACAGUUGGUGCUUGAAGGUCGAUAUGUAUUGGCCGUCAGCCUAUCCAUUAUACAUCUUGUGCUUAUGGACUAUGGUACAUCCGAAAUUAUGGAGGAUAUCCCUGGCUAUAAUGCGUAUCUCACUGGUCUCAGCAUUAUUGGGGGAAUGACAUUGUUCCCUUCAGCAGUUGAGGGAGCAAUAAUGGGGCCACUGAUGACUACUGUUGUGAUUGCACUUAAAGAUUUGUACGUUGAGUUUGUAUUGGAAGAAAAGAAGGAAUAAGUAGAACAAAAAAUCCAUAUCCUUUGAAGACGUUGAGAAGGGCGCUGCCACUUUGCUUGAUGGAAAUACAUUGCAAUAUAAACUGAAUUCUUUUUUUCUCCCAGUCAUCUGUAUCCCACAUGUGAUAGGCUUUUAUCAUCCGUGUUGUGUUCUCCACAAAUUGGGUUGAGGUUUUUUCUCUGUUGAUAGUGUGCAGAAGUUGCUAGCUCCUUUAAAUAUUUAAUUUGUAUACAAUUGUGUAUCCUCUUUGUAAAACUUUGAAGAGAAAAUUUUUCAGUGUUUCGAAUGCCUUUA
Nicotiana attenuata is the source of this 2555-nucleotide messenger RNA. RefSeq lists its product as uncharacterized. Bases 315 to 2261 code for a protein of 648 amino acids. The transcript has 2 exons. Lineage: Eukaryota; Viridiplantae; Streptophyta; Magnoliopsida; Solanales; Solanaceae. The record is from RefSeq and is a predicted model, not a curated record.